AGGGAAAUGAGGAUAUUAUUUGACAUGUUAUUUGAUAACAUGUGAACUUUUGUGUGUAUGUUUGUGGUUGUGGUUGAAGGACCAGUAACAGGUGGCGCUGGGGAAGGAGGGCAGUGGCUGGCUGGCUAGUGUUUUCGUCAGCAUUGGUCAGUCUUGCCCCACACGCUCUAUUAACCAGUGUUUCCUUAUUCCAGGCAGCUUCUCCCUGCAUCAACCACCACUGAGCAGCACCAGAGAGGCAUGAAUAUGUAAGUUACAAGCUGAAUAUCUGGGACAUUGGUGGCAUGUCCUGCCAGACCUACUGGAGGAACUUUUUGAGUGCACUGACAUCCUUAUCUGGGUGUUGGACGGUGCUGAUGGAAACUGCAUGAGAGACUGUCAGGGGGAACUGAAGAAACUGGCGGCAAGUGCAUUUAGAAGCAGUGCCUUUGUGAAAGGAUCAAUGGCUGCAGUAGUGGAGAGUCAGUAUGAGAGGUGACACUAGACCUAAUGGAUCAUAUAUAGAGCUCACUUGACAGAAUGCCUCUUCUGGAUGAGAUGGUGCUGCAGUGUGGCAUUGAUGAGUGCCGGGAGAAGAAUGGGGGGUGUGGGCACCUCUGCGUCAGCACUGUGGAGCUGAACUACUACUGCCAGUGCCAGCCAGGGUACAGACUCAUCAAGAAGUUUAACUGUGAAGGUGAAGACUUGAGUGUCACUCUUCAGUCUGUAUUCUCAAACAUCUUGGCCCUUCAUCUCUACAUCUGAUAGUCUAAAGAGGAAGUUACUGGGGUUUCCAAGGAUGUUUUUAUUAUUCUUAGGAUAUUUCAACAAGGAUUCUGUCUCAUGAGUAUGAUUAAGAUCUGUCAUCCACAUUUGUAUACAGUGAUGUGCAGAUAGGAUACUCUUUAAUAUUUUGUAUAAUUUAGGCUUGUCAUAUGCAUUUCAUAUGAGUACAGAUCUCAUUCUUUAACCACUCUUCUAAACUUCCCACCAAAUCUUUGUUCCUGAGGGUGUAAUUCUCUGCCACAGACAUUGAUGAGUGUGUGGCACCCGGGUCCUGCUUAUCAAAAGCUUUUGAUAGAGUCUGGCACAAAGCUUUGAUUUCCAAACUAUCCUCCUACGGUUUCUAUCCUUCUCUCUGUAACUUCAUCUCAAGUUUCCUUUCUGACCAUUCUAUUGCUGCUGUGGUAGAUGGUCACUGUUCUUCUCCUAAAUCUAUUAACAGUGGUGUUCCUCAGGGUUCUGUCCUGUCACCCACUCUCUUCUUAUUAUUCAUUAAUGAUCUAAACCAAACUUCUUGUCCUAUCCACUCUUACGCUGAUGAUACCACCCUGCACUUUUCCACGUCUUUUCAUAGAUGUCCAACCCUUCAGGAGAUAAAACAUAUCACGCAGGGAAGCCACAGAACGCUUGACUUCCAGUCUUUCUAAAGUUUCUGAUUGGGGCAGAGCAAACUUGGUAUUGUUCAAUGCCUCAAAAACUCAAUUCCUCCAUCUAUCAACUCGACACAACCUUCCAGACAACUAUCCCCUCUUUUUCAGUGACAUUCAACUGUCCCCCUCUUCUACACUGAACAUCCUCGGUCUGUCCUUUACUUAUAAUCUGAACUGGAAAAUUCACAUCUCAUCUCUAGCUAAAACAGCUUCCGUGAAGUUAGGCGUUCUGAAACGUCUCCGCCAGUUUUUCUCACCCCACCAGCUGCUAACUCUGUACAAGGACCUUAUCCGUCCAUGUAUGGAGUAUGCUUCACGUGUCUGGGGGGUUUCCACUCAUACUGCUCUUCAAGACAGGGUGGAAUCAAAAGCUUUUCGUCUCAUCAACUCCUCUCCUCUAACUGAAUGUCUUUAACCUCUCUCUCAUCGCUGCAAUGUUGCAUAUCUAGCUGUCUUCUACCACUAUUUUCAUGCUAACUGCUCUUCUGAUCUUGCUAACUGCAUGCCUCCCCUCCUUCCGCGGCCUCGCUGCACAAGACUUUCUUCUUUCUCUCGCCCCUAUUCUGUCCACCUCUCUAAUGCAAGAGUUAACCAGUAUUCUCAAUCAUUUAUUCCUUUCUCUGGUAAACUGGAACUCCCUGCCUGCUUCUGUAUUUCCACCUUCCUAUGACUUGAAUUCCUGCAAGAGGGAGGUUUCAAGACACUUAUUCAUCAAUUUUUGACCACUGUUUGACCCUUUUCAGUGGGCAUAUUUUUUUAUUGGAUUUUUGUUGCCCUUGGCCAGUGCCCUUCCUACAUAAAAAAAAAAAAAAAAAAAAAAAAAAAAAAUCCACCCUACUUUGUGGACAGCAUGUCUCAGAAGUUGCAUUUGUCUAGACAUUGCAUAUCCAAUUCAUUCUUAUCAUUUACCAGACAUCAUGAUGGGAAACAGUAUCAUUCAGUAUUAUGUACAUGUACAAGCAAUUCUGAGACACAUUUCUUCUAUGAUAUUCUGUCACAUGUUUAUUUAUGAAGAUUUUUAUUUUUUCUUCCUCUAAUUUUGUCCUAUAUUUGCCACAAUACACUUAAUGGUAUUUUUAAAUGAUUUACAUGUUUUCUGUAUAAGUAUGUGAUCGGUGAAACCCCUUAAAAUAGGAAAAUGAAUGUCAAAUUUGUUUACUUUAUAUGAUAAUAAAUCAUAUAAAAUAAU
Messenger RNA from Scylla paramamosain (green mud crab), 2601 nucleotides. Its product is annotated as low-density lipoprotein receptor-related protein 8-like. Lineage: Eukaryota; Metazoa; Arthropoda; Malacostraca; Decapoda; Portunidae. Gene Ontology annotation, molecular function: calcium ion binding. The transcript is spliced from 4 exons. Bases 520 to 744 code for a protein of 74 amino acids. The record is from RefSeq and is a predicted model, not a curated record.